AGAUUUGUUAACAAUUACAACCUAGAGAAAACAAAGAAAUUACAUUCUUGGCCACUACUAGGCUAAUAACCGAUUGUUUUUAGGGAUGGCAAUGGGUCGGGUCGGGAAUGGAUAGUGCAUAUCCGUUACCCUACCCAAAGUAGUUCGGGUUUUACCCAUACCCAUACCCACAUAAGAAACGGGUAGAAAAUUCAAACCAUGCCCAUACCCAUUCGGGUUUCGGGUAACCACGGUUAUUCAUGGGUAAUGGUUUCUCUUUAUAACUUCAACCAAUAUAUUAAUAUUCACACGUAUUCUCACGUUACGUAAGACGAAAAGUACGACAAUUAUUCACUAGAAUGAACAAAAUUAAUUAAAACAACACAAUUUCAAAAAAAAUUAUAUUUAUAUGCUAAACAUAAAAUACGUUAGAGAAAAAUAUUGAUUAUUUCUAGACAAAAUACAUAUGCAUAUGUAUAAUCGGGCGGGUUCGGGUUGUAUAGUGAGAAAACCAUGCCCACCCAUUUCCCUCAAUAUUCGGGUUCGGGUUUUACCCGUACCCACAAAAAGUCCUUCGGGUUCGAGUUUUACCCUAUCCGAUUAGGUCGGAUUCGGACGGAUAUCCACGGUUACGGAUAUUUUUGCCAUCCCUAAUUGUUUUGCCGGCCGACAGCAGAGCGUCCAAACCCGGCCACCCGCCAGGCUAUCCCAUAAAUCCCCAAUCGAACUUCCCUUAACCGUCCAAUUGCCACCACAUACUCGCUUCCCAAUUUAAUACGUCUCGCUCGCGUUGCACACUCUCCACAGCCACAAAGUACAGCACUUCACUCCUACUGUUAGCUGGUAAGUCUCCCCGCGCCUUCUCCAUUCUUCGCCUCCCAUUUCCGGCCGCCAGGAGUUCUUAUUUUCCGUCAAAUUUCUGCAGAUUCUCUCACUAAUAACUGCCUCCCUACGCAGGCAGUGUGACGCUUCCCAAGUGCGGGAAUAGGAUUCGUGCGGGUACUGGUUCGCAGAAAUCCUCCUGUAUCAGUAGGAAAUUUGGGUUUCUGUUGAGGGUCAUCAAUUUCAAUUCUUUCCCCUUUUGUUGGUGUGUUGGGGCCUCUCGCGAUUUGAUCCAAUCACGAUGGCCUCUUCGAUUGUGAACGGAGCUGAAAACUUCGCUCUCCUUAGAGGGGUUGGCAUAACCCCAAGAGGGUUAGGCGUUGUGGGUUCAGAUUUGCAGGGGAGGAAUUUCCCUAAAUUGAAUUUAGUAUCUGUCAAUAGGAUGUCUAGGUGUGCGACAAUGGUGCCUAAGUGCAGCUUAUCUGCCUCCAGACCAGCAUCCCAGCCCAGGUUUAUACAGCACAAGCAAGAGGCAUUUUGGUUUUACAGAUUCCUGUCUAUUGUGUAUGACCAUGUGAUAAACCCUGGCCACUGGACCGAGGACAUGAGGGAUGAUGCCCUUGAGCCUGCUGAUCUCAGUGACAGGAGAAUGAUUGUGGUGGAUGUGGGUGGUGGUACUGGUUUCACCACUCUGGGGAUUGUGAAGCACGUGGAUGCCAAAAAUGUCACCAUUCUGGAUCAGUCUCCGCAUCAGCUGGCAAAGGCCAAGCAGAAGGAGCCUCUAAAGGAAUGCAAGUUUGUGCUGGGUGAUGCUGAAGACCUACCCUUUAAGACUGAUUAUGCGGAUAGAUAUGUAUCUGCUGGGAGUAUUGAGUACUGGCCUGACCCACAGCGUGGAAUCAGAGAGGCAUAUAGGGUCUUGAAGCUGGGUGGAAAAGCAUGUUUAAUUGGUCCUGUUUAUCCUACAUUUUGGUUGUCUCGCUUCUUUGCGGACGCCUGGAUGCUCUUCCCGAAGGAGGAAGAGUACAUUGAGUGGUUUACGAAGGCUGGGUUUAAGGAUGUUCAAUUAAAGCGGAUUGGGCCAAAGUGGUAUCGUGGUGUUCGUCGACAUGGACUUAUCAUGGGAUGUUCUGUUACAGGUGUUAAACCUGCGUCUGGAGAUUCUCCUUUGCAGCUUGGUCCGAAGGCUGAGGAUGUGUCAAAGCCUGUAAAACCGUUUGUGUUCCUGAUGCGCCUCAUUUUGGGUGCCAUGGCCGGAGCAUAUUAUGUAUUGGUACCCAUCUACAUGUGGAUCAAAAAUCUAAUUGUGCCCAAAGGUAUGCCCAUCUAAGGAGAAGAAGAGUCUUUUAGGAGUUGUAUCUUUGUAUGAGGUCUUCUUUGCACACUUGUGAACCCUCCUUGGAGAUCUAGUUUUGUGGUUUCAGAAGCUGUCAAAGUCAGUUGCGACUUGUGGGAUCACAUGAAUGGCGAUGUAGCCUAUCUUUCUCCAAACCAAAGCCACAUUAGCUAUUUGAUGUAAAAUCAGGCUGAUAAGUUCUUUUAUUUCUCUUUAUUUAUCUGGAGUUGUUGAAUACCAAGGUGAUUUCUUCAAUGUUAUAAGUUAUAACAACCAACAAUUUAAGCACAGAUAUUCUUGAUGGUUCAUAAUAAGCAAACUACUUGAGAACUAAUAAUGAUCGAGAAUGCGAAUGGAUACAACUCAUAAUGAAAAUGCAUGACAUCUUUCUCUCAAAUGCCAUGGCAGGUUUCUCUAUUCCUAUCUUUUUCCUUUUUCUUUCCUGCUCCCCUUCUUCUGCUGCGCCUCAUUCCUUAUGAAGAACCUUUUGCUUCUCCUGUAUUUUAUCUAUUAGUAUAUUUCUUGCUUUUCACCUUCAACCUGCCGUGGCUUUUUCCCCCCUUUCUUAGUACACACGUUGCUAUAAGAAAUUCUCAAAAUAGUAAAAUACAAUAAUUUUUUUAGAAAUUCUCAAAUUACGCAUGUUUUGGGGCAAAUCUCUUUAGACUAGAGUGAUCUGUUACAUAUCGCUUGAGAUCUCGACAAUUUCUAGCAGUUCGCACACGGAUCGCUUGAGACCUCAAUGAAUAGUGUGUUAAUAUAGGGAGGAAAAAAAUUCAAAACGACAGUAGCUUUAUGCUUGGUUAUAUGAUCAAUGUGCAUUGUUUUUUUAAUUAUUUUGCACAACUUUCCCAGAUCUUUGUAUCUGCAAACAAUUGAACGAGGUUUCUACGACUUUCAUCUCCAAAUAAGGUCAUUUGUUGCCUCAAAUUAGCCAUUAUUUCAUAACUUUUCGAGAUCUUUGCAUCCGCAAAAAUCACGAGUCUUGCACUACCGUGUUUUUUUUACGGAGCACGAAGUUAUAAGAAAUUUUAAGAAUACAACCGUCUUUGGAAAGCUAUCCAAAAUGGAAAAAAUUGCAAGCAACACCAAUCAUCUUCCAUUAUGUCACUCUCAACAAAAGAUACAUAUGGAUUGGAAUGAUGAUGAAGUGGAUCCAGAAGACUUAAAGAUAAUGAGGGAAAUAUAUAGAAACUACAUAACUGUAGAGGAAACAUAUGUCACUACUCAACAAAGGAAACAUAUUGCUUUCCUUCAAUUGAGACGCGAGAUCAAGUCAAGACCUCCUAGGCACAUCGAUGCUAGCAUCCAAUAAGAAGGGUUCAAGCAAUUGCUAGAAAUGUUCAUAUCAUCAAGGAGCCUUCUGAAGCCGAUAAAGGAAGUUCCAAUGAAAUGCGCGAAGGUUUUGAAGAGAUCAAGGCACAAUAAGGGCUUAUGGAGCAUUAAGAUUUCGUGAACCAUGUAGAAGAGGAAGAUCAUCUCAAUGCUAACAAGGAAGAAGAUUAUUUUAUUGUGGACCAUGGAGAAAAGGAUCAACAUGAGUACAACGAAGAAUAAGAUGAGUUAAUAACUCAAGCUUUGGAAGAAGAAGGCAAUAGACCCCCUCAAGAAGAUGCAAUGGAAAAAGAAAGCCACUCACAACUUGAUGAAAGCAUCAUACAAGCCAUGGAAACCAUGAUAGAGCAUCUUCAAACUAUCCAAGAAGAGAAGGAAAUUGAUCAACCUAUCAAAGAGCCUCUAGAAGGAGAUCAUCUGGAGACCAACGAAAUUUAAGAUGAAGAUAAUGAUCUUACAACUUCUUAAGAAAGAGGGGUCGAGAUA
Messenger RNA from Linum trigynum, 3958 nucleotides. The record is from the annotation of a GenBank genome assembly. Lineage: Eukaryota; Viridiplantae; Streptophyta; Magnoliopsida; Malpighiales; Linaceae.